CAGCGAGACGCGGGCCCGGCUCGGCAGGCGCCGAGUUUGCCCCCCCGCCGCCGACGAGACGCAAGAGAAGGCCCCGAGGAUGCGCGCACAUGGCCGCCCCCGCGGCUCCGCCCUGCCCCCUUGCAGCACCCGCUCGCGGUGCCGCGGCGGUGCGCGGCCGCCGCCGCCGCGCCGCGGGCGGGCCAGGCGCUCGUGCCUCCGGCCGGCGGCGGGGGCUCUCGCUGGCGCAUGGGCGGCCUGGACGCAGUGAUGAUGCUGGCCGUGCCCUCGGUGUGCGCGGCCACCCUGCUGGAGGCCCACCUGAGCACCGAGGUCGGCGACGCACAGCCCGCCUCGGCCUGCCGCUGCCCGGCGCUCGCGGGGGUGCUCACGCCGGCGAGGGUGCGGGCCCUCGAGAGGGACGGCUUCCUGGUGCUCGAGGGGCGAGACGCGCCGCUGGGCCCAGGUGUUGUAUCGCAGGCGCGAGGCGAUGCUGUUGCAGCGAUGCAGCAGGGCCGCUUCGCCAGGACCUCGAACGACAGCGACGUGCGACAGGAUAUGGUUUGCUGGAUCCGUGAGACGGACGGUACGCCCGACGCCGUAGACGACACGCAUCGUCGGGUGCGUCGCUUGGGCGACGGGUUGCUCGAGUGCGUCCGGCUGCUACGCGGUGUCGCGCAGGCGCUCGAGACCAGCGGCUACGGCACCCCACUGGGAGAAUGCUUGCACGUGCCGCAGCAGCUGCAGCUGGCAUGGUACCCCGCGGACGGCACCAGCAGGUACGUCAGACACCUGGACGCGUGCGUUGACUCUGCCCUCGACUUGGGCCUGCUCGAGUGGCUCCGAACGAGGGACUACAGGGAGCGCGCUGUCACCGCAAUACUUUACCUUAACGCCUCCGAUUGGUGCGCCGACCGCGGCGGCGCUCUUCGACUGCACCAUCCAGAGUUCCAGCGGGAUUCGGCGUCUCCCGAUGGGCCCUCGCCAGGAGCUCAUUUCGACGUCUUGCCAAGAGGGGGCACCCUGGUCUUGUUCGACUCGCGCCGAGUAGAGCACCAGGUGUUGCCGACUAACGAGGACCGUUUCGCACUGACGUUGUGGAUAAUCGGCAGAGCCAAACCUGAAAUUGGUAGCAGAUGGACUUGGUUCGCCAGCUCCGAACCGCUGCAAAAAUAAGGCUCCUCGUUAUGCGUCUCUGGAAAUUAUCCAGCUGCCUGCGGCAAACCUAACCCCGCCACCGUGCCUGUACGACAGCGCAGCAGG
This is a messenger RNA of Prorocentrum cordatum, 1242 nucleotides long. The record is from the annotation of a GenBank genome assembly. NCBI's taxonomy places the organism in Eukaryota, Dinophyceae, Prorocentrales, Prorocentraceae.